AUGAUACUAGUUAGCCUAAAACGAGCCAGAAGUAUAUAUAGUGGUGUCAACGAAAAAUUGCUAACACCAAUCAAUCGUGAGCAUAAUUUUCAAAACUCGAAAAAUUUCGGCGUCAGCAUUACUUGGAAUGCGAGGUCAGUGGAAAUACCGACGCAAAUUGAAAGAAAACACAUUGCAGAACGAAUCAUUGCUAUCGACCAACCACAUUAUGCCAUAGUCAAUGCUGUCGCAUCACACACACGCACACACAUACACAUGUACAUACAUAUAUACACACACACAUACACCUACACAUCACACAUACACAUCCCACCAAUCCAUUCACAAAACGUUGGCCACUGCCAUGUGGAUAGGAGAGGAGAUAACUGUGGAGAGGUGCGACGAAGUGGUAAUUAUGGCUAUAUGAGCAAGGAA
Molecule: messenger RNA, 414 nt
Organism: Loa loa (African eye worm)
Lineage: Eukaryota; Metazoa; Nematoda; Chromadorea; Rhabditida; Onchocercidae
Exons: 3
Source: RefSeq, a predicted model, not a curated record